Molecule: messenger RNA, 739 nt
Organism: Alexandromys fortis (reed vole)
Lineage: Eukaryota; Metazoa; Chordata; Mammalia; Rodentia; Cricetidae
Product: histone H2B type 1-C/E/F/G/I
Exons: 2
Coding region: 44-424 (126 amino acids)
Cellular component (GO): nucleosome
Molecular function (GO): structural constituent of chromatin; protein heterodimerization activity; DNA binding
Source: RefSeq, a predicted model, not a curated record
ACUUCCAACCCACAUUGAGCUUCCUGUGUUUGGAGAUCUGAAGAUGCCUGAGCCAGCCAAGUCCGCGCCCGCCCCGAAGAAGGGCUCCAAGAAGGCCGUGACCAAGGCGCAGAAGAAGGACGGCAAGAAGCGCAAGCGCAGCCGCAAGGAGAGCUACUCGGUGUACGUGUACAAGGUGCUGAAGCAGGUCCACCCCGACACCGGCAUCUCUUCCAAGGCCAUGGGCAUCAUGAACUCGUUCGUCAACGACAUCUUCGAGCGUAUCGCGGGCGAGGCGUCGCGCCUGGCGCAUUACAACAAGCGCUCGACCAUCACGUCCAGGGAGAUCCAGACGGCCGUGCGCCUGCUGCUGCCCGGGGAGCUGGCCAAGCACGCCGUGUCCGAGGGCACCAAGGCCGUCACCAAGUACACCAGCUCCAAGUGAAGUGACCGUGCCAAGAGGCGUAGACAUGGCAUCUCUUCUACCGUUCGUCAGUGCUGGAUGUUGUUUCAUCUGACAAAUGAGAUGAGGGAAAUGGAGGGAAAUGGGAGAUACUAGCAGACUAAUGGCCAUAUUUAAUUUCAAAACUCGAGGAACACGUGAUAAAGAUUGGAUAGAAAAUGCUCACCGUAGACGUUUGUGAUAGGAAAGACACACAUGAGUAGAAAAUGAAAAUACUCCUAGCUAAAAAAAGCUUUUAAGUGUUGGUGAUAUGUGAAUAUAUACUGUACAUAUAAUAAAAAAAUCAUGUAAAGCAAA